AAUGUCUAGCGAUGCCCACUGGCUCCUAGAUGUGACUAUAGAAACGAGCUUUUAGUAUUAUCUCUACGCAUCAUAACAGGCCCUAACACUGCAAGCGUAUCAACUUCCCUUACUGGUACUCAACGAAAGAAGAUAAUAAUUUUGUAUGACGUCCACAAUAAUCGCAUGACGCUCUCCACGUACAUCGACAUCAAGGCACACUCAACUCGUCGUGUGUUAGAUGUGCAGACAAUAUGACAUACAUUCCAUACAAACAAGACCGAUCAACUCUACAAUUGCGACAGACGAGUCCGCCCACCGCAUUCUCCCCUGAGUACCGGGCAUACAACAACGCACCUCAGAUUCAAACCAUUGUCUGCACGAUCUCCGCAAUAGGUCUGCUCACAGGAAUCCUACGACUGUAUAUACGACGGAGUUUUCGUGUGCUCGGCUCGGAUGAUUAUGUUAUGAUGGGGACGAUGUUACUUGCGCUAGGAACGAUGAUAUGCUUGCUGUUGGAAACUCUCAACGGAAUUGGACGACAUAUCGAUACUUUCCAACCGACCGAAGUCAGGGAAGUGCGCCUUCUGAUCUUCGUCCACUCCCUUUUCAUAGUCACUGGCAUUAGCUCGGUCAAGGUCUCUGUCGGUUUUUUCUUGAUGCGCCUGACCACUAAAGCAAGUCGAUACUACACUUUUAUCCAAGGCUCGAUUGUCUUCACGCUCCUCUUCUGGCUCACUUGCCUUAUCAUUCUCAUAUUCCAGUGUAAACCCAUCCAUGCAGCGUGGGAUACAAAUGUGAGUGACGCAAAGUGCUACAGUAGCCGGAUAUUCAUCGACAUCGGCAUCACCAACAGCUCUGUCAACAUCGCGACCGAUAUUCUAUUUGCAACAAUACCGAUCCCCCUGAUAUGGAAACUGCAACUGAACACAAGAACUAGAAUCUCACUAGUCACAGUGCUCGGCCUAGGAUAUUUCGCGUCUGCCGCCGCGAUAGUCAAAGCCGUGAAACAAGCUACAUUCUUCAGCACUCCUGACUGGACUGUCCACGACUCCUUCAAUGUCUGGAACGUCAUUGAGCUCUCCGUCGGCAUGAUUGCUGCCAACCUGCCCUGCCUCAAGCCGCUCUUCAAUUGGUUCCUCGACACGGCGCGGGCCAUCUCGUCCAAGAGCGAGCCUACACUCCGAAACAUCCGCACCGCAGGCUGCGGCUACCACGCAGCAGCGGUUGGGUACAUUAAUCGUAACAACAGCGAUGAGAUUAGUAUUGCACUCGAGGGUCUAACGGGUCCCAAGGAUCAAUAUUCAGGGACCCCCUAUGGGAAAACACACACCGUGAUCGAGGGCGGGGCUGGAGAGAAUGAGAAGAUCGAAGGGAAGAGUCUUGGCUGGUUACUUGACGAGGCGAGCAGGAGUGAUGAGAGCAUCCUGAUUGCUGGGAGGAUGAUCCCUCCGAGGGGAAUAAUGAGGACUACGGAGGUGCUUGUUUCGCGCUGAAGGGGUAUUGGAGAGGAAUAGGAGGACGGGGACUUAAUGAAUAGAGACCGGAGUCAACUAUCGCUUCUAAGGACUGAUUUCGACGGGCCGUGGAGAGCACGACGGACCGUGCGGUUCUGAUUA
Molecule: messenger RNA, 1598 nt
Organism: Pseudovirgaria hyperparasitica
Lineage: Eukaryota; Fungi; Ascomycota; Dothideomycetes; Acrospermales; Acrospermaceae
Exons: 5
Coding region: 234-1475 (413 amino acids)
Source: RefSeq, a predicted model, not a curated record